Molecule: messenger RNA, 2211 nt
Organism: Seriola aureovittata
Lineage: Eukaryota; Metazoa; Chordata; Actinopteri; Carangiformes; Carangidae
Gene: dxo
Product: decapping exoribonuclease
Exons: 7
Coding region: 264-1562 (432 amino acids)
Biological process (GO): nuclear-transcribed mRNA catabolic process; NAD-cap decapping
Cellular component (GO): nucleus; cytosol
Molecular function (GO): mRNA 5'-diphosphatase activity
Source: RefSeq, a predicted model, not a curated record
AUUAAUUUACCGGUAAUUUAGUUUUAAAAACAUUUUUCUUUUAUUUGGAAACCUUCAUUUACUUACAGAAUGCAUGCACGUUGGGGUUAACGCUGCAUGCAUGUUUACUCAAUGCAGACACAUCAUACAAUACAAAAAUCUUCAUCUUUAUAUUAUGAACAUGCAUAUACAUUCAUAUACACACACAACAGACAAUUGUUUACACAGGUCACGGGGCGAUGUGUUUAAUUGUGAUGUAAAAGAAGUUCAACUUUAUUGAGCCUAUGCAGGAAAACGUUGCAAUGGACCACCACAGAUCCCACAAUCCCAAAUCCAGCUACCAUAACCACCAGACAGCAUACAGAAGAGAAAGAGAUGACAGUGGAAGAAAUCAGUGUGAGAUUAAACGCUCCACACCAAACUACCACCACCAGCAUCAGUCUGGAUCAACUCCCUGGCGAAACCCACUCAGAUCUCAGGGUUUGAGCACCAGAAGGGAGCUUUAUGAAAGAGACUUUCCUGUGUACAAACAGCCUGUCGAAGUUGGAUGUUUCUCCCUUGACUCUGAGCGUAGAUUCUUCAAUGACAGCAGACAGAUGAGAUACUAUGUGGAACCUGACAGAAAUCCUAAUUUUGACCUGAAGGAUGGAUACAAGGACCGCUUUGUUAAGAGAGAUGAUAGUGAGAAGGAGAAGCUGGACCACAUUCUGCGCUGGAUUGUAGCCAAUAGAUCAAAGCUUGACUCAAGGGAGACCACGGCCUCGUCACGCGCUUUAGAUGUCGACUUUGUGACAUGGCGGGGUCACCUGACCAAGCUGCUUACCACUCCCUAUGAGACACGGGACAGCUGGUUACUGGCGGUCACCAGGUUUAGAGGCACGCUUUACAUCAGUGAAGUGGAAACAGAAGCUGCUCGCAGAGAUCGAGAGAACCGCACUGAGAGGAAUGCAGAGAUGAUGUACUGGGGGUACAAGUUUGAGCAAUACACAUGUGCAGAUGAUAUCCACAGUUUACCUGACCCGAGUGGAGUGGUCAACACUAAUGAGGCCUUCUGCACUGUGGUGCAGACUCGGCUUGCAGAUCACAGACUUCUGUUCUCCGGAGAAGUGGACUGUCGGGAUAAAGAUCCUGCCGCUCCAGCUCCUCCUGCCUGCUAUGUCGAGCUGAAGACCUCUGCAGAGAUCUGCACCCCAAAACAGCGCAGCAACCUCCACAGGUUCAAACUGCUGAAGUGGUGGGCUCAGUCUUUCCUCCCUGGAGUCCCUCGCAUUGUAGCAGGUUUCCGGGAUCAUGAAGGAGUGGUUGUUUCUGUGGAGACUUUUCACAUAUCAAAGAUUUCACAUCUCAUCAAGAAUGAAUACAACUGCUGGAAGCCAACAGUCUGUAUGAACUUCUGCUCUGAUUUCUUGUCCUUUGUGAAGCAUGUGGCUACUGAAGACAAUCCCAGUGUGGUGUACCUGUUCUCCUGGGAGCCCCACAGAGAUGUGACCUUCUCCAUCCACAGGGACUCCCAGUAUUCAUUCCUGCCACACUGGUUCAUCCAGGAGAUGACCAGCAGUCGAGACUCAAACCAACAGUCCUGAUUUACAAUAUCUGGUAAACUAGUGCUGUUGAUAUACUGUAUGUGACCUCCAAUGGAGGGUUUUUUACCAAAAUGCUUUGGCAUUUCAUUUGAGGACAACUUGUAUAACUUGCAAAGUGUCACUGAGCACUACUCCAUGAUCCUUUGGAGGGAUGUUUAUUUUAUUUUUAUUUGUUCAUCAUUAGAAACUGAGCCAUGUUUGUUUUUAUGUGGUAUCUGUUAUUUUUAAUAAAAUAAUUACAGGAUAGUGUCAAUAUUGUUCCUCAAACUUUAUUAUUAAGUUUUUAAAUCCCCAAAACAGUGGUAUUUUAAUUUAAACAUAAUUAGAAAAGAAUUUAUAAAAAAAUUGUGAUGUAAAUAAAUGAAGAAGACUUCAAGUAAGCAUUGCAUCAGCAGUUACAAAAUAUUUUCAUGUAAACUGUUAAAAGAAAACAUUGCAGUGACAUGAAGUCCAUUUUGAGAUAGAAAACAAGAUGCCACCGGAAAAACGCAUUGAAAACAAUUACGAGGAAGUUAUUAAUAUCCAUCCAUGGUGUAAAUUAGUAACAGUUGUUUAAAUGUGUCAUUGGCGUUGCUGUUUUUUUUUUACUCACAGUGACACUUUCACCAGAUUUGGACUUGUUCACGGUUAAAUAAAGCUUGUUUCAUCA